GGAUUUCCAUAUUUAGAACUCAUCAUCUGGAGUCAAUGUCGAGCCGACGCAGCGCCCCGCCCAAGCCGACCGUGCUCUCGAUGUCGUCCGAAGGUCUCGCCAGCAUCACGUUCACGGUCUCGGACAAGCGGCCAAAGUCUGCUCACCAUCGCUCGCGUGCGCGACAGCCGAAGCCACGAGAUGCCACGUCACAAGGCAGCCCACUUCUGCGCAAAGCUGCAACGUCAGUCACGCCCACUAUGCUCAUGAGUGCGAAUACGAAUCCGUCGGGUGCUAACAUCCAGAAAGGCUCGUUCCGCAAGUCCACGGCGUGGUCCGAGAAGCGCGACGCCACAUCAACAGCGAAGCCUCGGGUGCGCACUGACCCGAACCCACGCCACGGAUCCGUGUCGCCACCCAAAGACACGUCGCCGUCACCGCCACGCUGCGCAGCUGUGGACGGAAAGCGGUCACCACUCCAGCGCGAUGUUCACCGGGCAGCCGCGCUGGUAGUGGACCCCAAGCACGCAGUCGCCGACAUUGAGCGGGUGUCUGGCGCCAAAUGGGAUGCAGCCCAUGGCUUUGUGUGCCCAAGAAAAACUGUCACGGGCACAUCGCCUCGCUCUCAAAGGAAUACUAGAGUCGAAUCAUCGACCGACGGACAAUGUCAAAUUACUGAGACGUGGGUGCAGCCGAGUACGCGGAACAACAAACGUGUGGUCGGCGUCGGGGCUCGGCACCAGCGGUCAAUGCAACAGACCAAAGUCAAUAGUGCGCGAGACAGCGGUGAUAGGACGCCCCAAGCGCGCUGGCUCUAACCAAAACUAGCAG
Messenger RNA from Saprolegnia parasitica CBS 223.65, 810 nucleotides. RefSeq lists its product as hypothetical. The record is from RefSeq and is a predicted model, not a curated record. NCBI's taxonomy places the organism in Eukaryota, Oomycota, Saprolegniomycetes, Saprolegniales, Saprolegniaceae. The coding region runs from base 36 to 797 and encodes 253 amino acids. The transcript has 3 exons.